AUGUCCUGCUACGACAUCUGCCGCCCCUGCGGACCCACCCCGCUGGCUAACAGCUGCAACGAGCCCUGUGUCAGGCAGUGCGAGGACUCCCACGUUGCCAUCCAGCCUCCCACUGUGCUGGUCACUCUGCCAGGACCCAUCCUCAGCUCCUUCCCACAGAACACCGCCGUUGGAUCCUCUGCAUCAGCUGCCGUGGGCAGCAACCUCAGCGCCCAGGGAGUGCCCAUCUCCGGGGGAUUUGGAGGCUAUGGCCUGGGAGGCUUUGGCUUCGGAGGCCUGGGCUGCUUCUCUGGCAGAAGAGCCUGCUACCCCUGCUAAGGACCCACGCCAACACCCCUGACAGCAGCUAACAAUGCCCUUUCAAGCCACUUCAUGGACUGAGGAUGCUCUGAUCUCUGGAUGCUCUGGGAAUAUCUUCUACACAAAUUGCAUAGCUGCUGAUGGUCACUCUGCUUGCAGCUCUGACCAGGGCCCUUCUGUUUGUGCUGCUGCCUUUUCACGAGUCUUCCUCA
This is a messenger RNA of Oxyura jamaicensis (ruddy duck), 512 nucleotides long. Its product is annotated as feather keratin 2-like. Gene Ontology annotation, molecular function: structural constituent of cytoskeleton. The transcript has a single exon. Gene Ontology annotation, cellular component: intermediate filament. Bases 1 to 318 code for a protein of 105 amino acids. The record is from RefSeq and is a predicted model, not a curated record. NCBI's taxonomy places the organism in Eukaryota, Metazoa, Chordata, Aves, Anseriformes, Anatidae.